This is a messenger RNA of Hypoxylon trugodes, 2833 nucleotides long. Its product is annotated as DNA replication licensing factor MCM7. NCBI's taxonomy places the organism in Eukaryota, Fungi, Ascomycota, Sordariomycetes, Xylariales, Hypoxylaceae. Gene Ontology annotation, molecular function: ATP binding; single-stranded DNA helicase activity; single-stranded DNA binding. Bases 120 to 2606 code for a protein of 828 amino acids. Gene Ontology annotation, cellular component: MCM complex; nucleus. The transcript has 5 exons. The record is from RefSeq and is a predicted model, not a curated record. Gene Ontology annotation, biological process: DNA replication; DNA strand elongation involved in DNA replication; DNA replication initiation.
ACGGAUUCAAACUGUGGCACAAUUUCCUUUACAACUUUCUCAAUUCUGUCGCAACUCUUCGAUAUUCCCCUCCUCAAUUCACCAAGAUACCUCGUAAUUAAGCUAAUUGUUAAUUGACAAUGGCGCUCCUUCAAUAUAGGAAUAUAGUCGAUUACGAGACACAACAAGCCGCCUUUCAGAAUUUCCUCGAAAAAUUCAAGACUUCGCCGGAGCAAACGUUGACCCAUGCCAUCGGCCAGAUCAACAUUGACGAAGAUGACUUAAGUGACGAAUACGAUUUUAUGGACCAGGAUGACGAAGAACACGAACGGCGCCGAAGAGAGAAGGCUGCGGCAAAGUCGCCAAAGCACAAAUAUGCUGACAUAUUACAAAAGCUUGCGGAUCGAUCAAUCGAUGAGGUGUUAAUAGAAUUGGAUGACCUUGCCCAAUGGGAAAGUGAUACAAAUGAGGGAUUGAAGCUGGUCGACUCUAUCGAGGCUAACACAAAGCAUUAUGUCGAGAUCUUUUCUAGAGCUAUCGAUAGCAAAUUGCCUACGCCGGCAAACGGCAUCACAUUUAAGGACGACGUUCUAGAUGUGAUAAUGGAAAAGAGACAAGCUCGAAACCGCGAUCUCGCUGAAGCGGCAGCUAACACCAAUAAUCCGGAUCUCCUUGAGUCCACGUUUCCCGCUCAGCUUACAAGGCGGUAUACGCUUGUUUUCAAGCCAAGAACAUCAACCAAUGAAAAGCCGGUGAAAGCCCUCGCUGUACGACAAGUACGAGGAGAGCACUUAGGCCACCUUAUUACUAUCCGUGGUAUCGCGACCAGAGUCUCAGACGUCAAGCCCAUCGUACAAGUUGGCGCAUAUACCUGCGACCGUUGUGGAUGCGAAAUUUUCCAACCUGUCAACGACAAGCAAUAUGCACCUCUCACUAGCUGCCCGUCGCAAGAAUGCAAGGAGAACCAAUCGAAAGGUCAACUUUUCCAGUCUUCUCGCGCAUCUAAGUUCCUACCUUUCCAGGAGGUCAAGGUUCAAGAAUUGGCAGAACAGGUUCCCAUCGGUCAGAUUCCUCGAACCCUUACGGUUAUGUGCUAUGGUAGCGCGGUCCGCCAGAUCAACCCUGGUGAUAUUGUUGAUAUCUCAGGGAUUUUCCUACCUACACCGUACACGGGCUUUCAGGCUAUGCGAGCUGGACUCUUAACUGACACAUACCUCGAAGCACACCACAUUGUCCAACAUAAAAAGGCAUAUGAAGAGAUGAUCAUCGAUGAUAAGUUAUUACGACGUAUUAACUCAGUUAGCCAGUCAGGUACAGUAUACGAGAUGCUGGCGAAGUCUAUUGCCCCUGAAAUUUUCGGCCAUCUUGACGUCAAGAAAGCCCUACUACUACUCCUUGUCGGUGGUGUCACAAAGACCAUGGGCGAUGGAAUGCGAAUUCGUGGCGAUAUCAACAUCUGCUUGAUGGGUGAUCCCGGUGUUGCCAAAUCUCAGUUGCUAAAGUACAUCUCAAAAGUCGCUCCUCGCGGUGUUUAUACAUCCGGUCGUGGGUCAAGUGGUGUUGGUCUCACCGCAGCUGUUAUGCGUGAUCCCGUAACGGAUGAGAUGGUUCUCGAGGGUGGUGCAUUGGUUCUAGCCGACAACGGUAUCUGCUGUAUCGAUGAAUUCGACAAGAUGGACGAAAACGAUCGAACAGCUAUCCACGAAGUGAUGGAACAACAGACUAUCUCUAUUUCUAAAGCCGGUAUCUCAACUACAUUAAAUGCUAGAACUUCGAUUCUAGCAGCUGCUAACCCUAUUUACGGACGCUACAACCCACGCAUAUCGCCCGUCGAGAAUAUCAACCUACCGGCAGCUUUACUCUCUCGUUUCGACGUACUAUUCUUACUACUAGACACACCUACUCGCGAGAGUGAUGCCCAACUAGCUAAGCACGUUGCAUACGUGCAUAUGCACAGCAAGCAUCCUGACCUUUACCCAACUAACAACAGCGCGGACGGCGAUGAUGACGCAGUGCAACAGCCGAACAUUGUCUUUACUCCUCACGAAGUGCGAGCAUACGUAGCACAAGCCCGUACAUAUCGACCCACAGUCCCUGAAACUGUAACGGAGUACUUGACCAAGACAUAUGUACGACUACGAGACGCACAACGCCGCGCGGAAAAGAAGAACAAGCAAUUUAGCCACACAACACCACGAACACUCCUCGGUGUAGUACGUCUUGCGCAGGCACUAGCCCGUCUGCGUUUCGACACCGAAGUCAAGCGCGACGACGUCGACGAGGCCCUCCGCCUCAUCGAAGCUAGCAAGGAGAGCUUGGCGGCGCAUGGAGGUGCCGGUAGAAGGAGAACUCUCAACGCUGCUAGUCGCAUUUACAACUUGGUCAAAGCAUUAGCUGAUAGCGGCGCUUGCAGAGCUGAUGAAGACGAGGAUGAUGCGGGUACGAUUGAGAUGAGCAUGCGUAAAGUCAGGGAACGUGUGCUGGCGAAGGGAUUUACUCAGGAUCAGUGGUUGAAUGCUUUGGAUGAGUACACGCAUCUUGAUGUUUGGCAAACUGCUGGCAAUGGUAGUAGGUUGGUGUUUAUCACGGCGACGGAUGGCGCUGGGGAAGAGGAUGAUGACCAAUAAUUGGUUAUGCCGAUAUAGAAGUAAACAAGGAACGAAGCUUCAUGAUGCGGAGAGAUGAGGAUGAGACCUGAAGAGAUACGUAUGGCGUUAUGGAUUUGGGAUUAAGGGCGAAACUUUUUUUUUUUUUUAAGUCGAGCCGACUAGUUUAUCCAUCCAGACACAUGCUUGAUUUGUGUCGAAAUGAGGAAUAGUCCAUUAAUGAAACCAUGAAUGAGUUUAAACACCAA